Messenger RNA from Achroia grisella, 4065 nucleotides. RefSeq names its product probable multidrug resistance-associated protein lethal(2)03659. Gene Ontology annotation, biological process: transmembrane transport. The transcript has 28 exons. Gene Ontology annotation, molecular function: ABC-type transporter activity; ATP binding; ATP hydrolysis activity. Lineage: Eukaryota; Metazoa; Arthropoda; Insecta; Lepidoptera; Pyralidae. The record is from RefSeq and is a predicted model, not a curated record. Gene Ontology annotation, cellular component: membrane. Bases 20 to 4009 code for a protein of 1329 amino acids.
GAUAAGUUAUUUAAAUAUAAUGGACACAGGUCCAAAACAGAAAAGACAAAUAAAUCCACGAUGCAAAGCAAAUAUAUUUUCAGUUUUAACGUUCGGAUGGACGUUAGAAACAUUCAAACUUGGUUACAACCGUGACAUCAAGGAAAGUGAUCUGUAUGGACCAUUACCGGAACACCGUUCAGAUGUCUUAGGUGAUGCCCUCCAAAGAACUUGGGAUAGAGAAGUCGAACAGAGGCUAGCAGAUGGUUCCAAGCCCAGCUUGUGGAAGGUCCUUCUCAAAGUGUUCGGUCCUGAGCUCAUGUUGUAUGGCUUAAUACUUGCAGCAAUGGAAUUUUUGAUCAGGCUACAGCAACCACUGUUUCUGGGUUUGUUACUACGAUACUAUAGCCCAACUCAAGAAUUACACAAUAGCACAACAAAUUCGACGUAUAUCUCCCGUCUAUUCAACUAUUACCAUAUGGAAGACAGUAUCACGUGGGGAGAGGCCGUGUUCUUUUCGUGUGGUAUCGUAUUCUGUAGCGCAGUUAAUGUGAUGGUACAGCAUCCAUUCAUGAUGGGUGCAAUGCAUAUAGGGAUGAAAAUGAGAGUUGCCGUGUGCAGUCUUAUUUAUAGAAAGGCUUUAAAAGUAAGCUUACAAGCUAUAUCUGAAAAUAAUGCAGGUUUAGUGGUGAACAUAAUGGCGAAUGAUGUUAACCGUUUUGAUACGGGGCCGCUUUUCGUCCACUACCUUUGGAUCGGACCUUGUGAAACUCUGCUGAUGACAUUAUAUUUGUAUAGAGAGAUGGGUAUGGCUGCAGUUUAUGGAGCUUUGGUUAUUAUGGCUGUAGUACCCUUCCAAAUAUUUUUGGGAACUAGAACAGCCCGUUAUAGAAAAGGGACUGCUUUAAAAUCCGACGAAAGGGUGAGACUCAUGAAAGAAAUCUUAAUGGGAAUGGAAGUUAUAAAAAUGUAUACAUGGGAACAACCAUUUCGAAAAAUUCUUGACGAUAUUCGACGGGGCGAAAUAUACUACAUCAAGAUGACGUCAUACAUCCGGGGCAUGAUAAUGUCCUUCAUCAUGUUCACAUCUCGUUUUGGUAUCUUCAUCACUGUGCUGUUAUAUGUGAAAUAUAUCAACAAAAUCACUGUAGAAAAUGUCUUCUUUCUUACUUGCUUUUACAAUAUUCUAAAGCAGACCAUGACGUUAUAUUUUCCUCAAGCUAUUAGUCAGAUAGCUGAAAUGAACGUAGCCGUUCAGAGAAUACGUGAUUAUUUAUUGACCGAAGAGUGUUAUCCUUCUGCUAAGAAAUUAGAAGUUAAUAUAAAAAGUGUGACUCCUAAGAAGAAAGUCACUAUAGAGCAAAAAGUUGAAGCAAUAAUCACAUUCAAUAAAGCCAAUAGUCGUUGGAUAAAGUCCUCUAAGAGAGAUGCCGUGGAAGAUAUCGACUUAAAGAUAUUAUCUGGUUCUACAACAACCAUAAUAGGAGCAGUUGGUUCAGGUAAAUCUACCUUGCUGCAUAUGAUGCUUAACGAAUUACCGUGUUCCCAAGGCGAUAUGGAAAUCAUAGGAUCUAUAAGCUAUGCCAGCCAGGAUCCUUGGCUUUUCGUUGGUACUAUUCGUCAGAAUAUUUUGUUUGGACAACCUUUCAACAAAUCUCGUUAUAUGGAAGUUUGUAAAGUCUGUGCUUUAGAAAGAGAUAUUUCAUUAUUUCCACAUGGUGACAAAACUGUUGUUGGGGAACGUGGUGUCUCGUUAAGUGGAGGACAACGUGCCAGGAUCAAUCUAGCAAGAGCUAUAUACAAAGAAGCUGAUAUUUACUUAUUGGACGAUCCAUUAUCGGCUGUUGAUUCUCAAGUAGCCAAGCAUAUAUUUGAAAAAUGUAUAAAAGGGUAUCUUGAAGAAAAGACCGUAAUAUUAGUAACACACCAGCUACAGUUUAUUAAGUCAGUAGAUCAAAUUAUUAUAAUGGAUAAAGGAAAAGUUAUUGCUGAGGGAGGUUUUGAAGACUUGAAUGAACAAGAUUUAAAGAUAAUAGAAUUAAUGGCGGAUAAAGGUCGGGAAGUGCGUGAAGAAGAUGACACAAAAGUAAGACAGAGCAUAUCGAUGUCACAACCGAGUACAGUCAGUUUACAUCGACGACGCUGGUCCCUUUUAUUCAAUACUAGUGCCACAGAGCAGACACAGGAGGCAGAAUUACAAACUACGGGUCGAGUACAUGGCUCUGUCUACCGCGAAUAUUUUAUGACUGCUGCUUCUUGUCCAUAUGUUACUGUUGUUUGCAUCAUGUUUAUUCUGGCACAAGUUUGUGGAAGCACUUGCGAUUAUUGGAUAAGUAGAUGGAGUGAGGUUGAAGACCGAUUAACGGGUGAUUCCACUUUAGAUAACCUCUUGUGGUCUCAACAAGGCCUCGUACGGAAUGAUUUCGUUUUGAUUUUCGGCAUAAUUACAUUAGCAACGAUUAUUGUAGCUUUAAUUAGAGCACUUAUUUUCUUUUCUCUGUGUAUGAAGUCAUCUAUAAAGCUUCAUGACAAAAUGUUUGAGAGCAUAUCACGGUCACCUAUGAGUUUUUUUCACGCAAACCCCUCAGGAAGAAUCCUAAACAGAUUUAGCAAAGAUAUGGGUGCUGUUGAUGAGUUGUUACCACAAGCCAUGAUUGAUUGCUUUCAAAUCCUUUUGAAUUUGAUCGGUGUCAUAGUGGUGAUCUUGAUGGCCGAUAUCACGUUAUUGAUACCAGUUAUAACUGCUCUGAUAAUAUUUUAUAUUUUGCGUAUAAUUUACAUACGAACUACAGGGGCCGUUAAACGUUUAGAAGGAAUAACUCGCAGCCCUGUCUUCAGUCACGUAAACGCCACAGUCCUCGGACUGGCCACAAUCCGUUCGUUCGGUGCUGAAUUGCUAUUAACCAGGGAGUUCGACCGACAUCAGGACUUGCACAGUGCGGCGUGGUACCUGUUCAUAUCAUGCAGCCGCGCGUUCGGAUACUUCCUCGACGUUAUCUGCUUAUUGUUCAUUAUAUGCGUCACAUUUAGCUGUUUGAUGAAGACUGAUAUGGAGAGUAGCCAUGUAGGCUUAGCAAUCACUCAGUCAAUAUCUUUGACUGGUAUUUUUCAAUGGGGCAUGCGACAAUCAGCAGAAAUGGAAAACCAAAUGACGAGCGUCGAAAGAGUUUUAGAGUACACCAAGCUGACUUUAGAGCCUGCUUUAAGAAGUACUCCAGAAAAAAUACCUCCUAACGAUUGGCCCUCGCAGGGGACCAUAAAUUUCAAUAAUCUCAGUUUGAAGUAUUCUCCAGACGGAAAUUAUGUAUUACACAAGUUAGCCUUAAAUAUUCAACCUCAGGAAAAGAUUGGUAUAGUAGGCCGGACUGGUGCUGGCAAAUCAUCAAUAAUACAAGCUUUAUUCAGGCUGGCGUAUUUAGAAGGGAUCAUUAUGAUAGAUGGCAUAGACAUCUCGACGAUUGGUCUUCAUGAUCUUAGGGAAAAAAUAUCAAUCAUACCUCAGGAGCCAGUUUUAUUCAGUGGCAAUAUAAGGAAAAAUUUGGAUCCAUUUGACGAAUAUCCGGACGAACUAUUAUUGAAGGCUAUAGAUAACGUGGAACUUCAAUCCGGAUAUGAAGGCACAGAGGCGCUAUACAAGCAAGUUGCAGAAGGCGGCACAAACUUUAGCGUCGGGCAACGCCAACUGGUGUGCCUGGCGCGGGCUAUAGUGCAUAACAAUAGAAUCUUGGUGCUGGACGAGGCGACCGCUAACGUGGACGCGCAGACAGAUGCUCUCAUACAGACUGCCAUAAGGCAACACUUCAGGGACUGCACUGUGCUCACUAUUGCACAUAGAUUGAAUACUGUUAUUGAUUCGGACAAGAUCCUAGUACUGGACGCUGGCCGGCUGAUGGAGUUCGAUCACCCACACAUACUCCUUCAGAACAAAAAGGGACACUUCCGAAGGAUGGUAGCCGAAACAGGGCCAGCAAUGGCGUCAUUACUCCAUAAACUCGCCGCCCAAAAUUAUAAAAUGAAGCAUUCAACUUAGGAGUGAACUAAUAAAUGACAAGAUAUUAUUAUUAUAAAUAUAAUAUGUAAUAAUUU